Gymnodraco acuticeps is the source of this 1326-nucleotide messenger RNA. RefSeq lists its product as uncharacterized. Bases 78 to 1217 code for a protein of 379 amino acids. The record is from RefSeq and is a predicted model, not a curated record. The transcript has 14 exons. NCBI's taxonomy places the organism in Eukaryota, Metazoa, Chordata, Actinopteri, Perciformes, Bathydraconidae.
AACCCUGUUGAGCUCAACAGGAGCUCAGCUGAGACAGAGUGGUGAAUGUGUCUCAGCUGAAGCCCUUUAUCAGGCCUAUGUUGAGAGCUGAACCGAAGUUGGAUUCGGAGGGGUCUGUUGCUGACCACCAGUAUGCCCUCUCUGGUGCGAAAUACGCAAAGGAUCUACAUCCGAUUCAAGACAAGCUGCUCAGCUAUGUGCUAGACCACAAUAGGCCUGGAGCAGAGGUCAUUGUGAAGGAGGGUGAUGUGUGCCUGACCAGAGAGGACUUUUGGAGCCUGGGUCUUCCUCAGUGCAUGGAGUCAAAUAUUGGAAACACGUGCCUGAAGAUGGUACAAGAAGCCACCCAAAGACAUGGCAAAGAUAUAUACAUCGUGGAUAUGUAUGUGGUUCCUACCUGGAAGUCCAAAACAGCUGACGUGUUGGCCAGUUUUCCAGCUGACCAAUUUGGCCACCAAGGACAUGGUUUUCAUCCCUGCCUGGAGUCGGCAGCAAGGAAAGGCAGAUCACUAUUUGCUUUGCGUGAGUCUGUUCCAAAUGAUCUCACCAGCAUUGACCUAGCGCACCGCAUUGCUCCAGGUCAGUGGACAGUAAAGUUCGGCAGAGACGUCAAGGGUUUGCCUCACCAAACCACGGGCAAUGACUGUGGUGUCUUCAUACUGAUGUAUGCACUCAACUUCAGCACAGAUGCUCCACUUUGGUUUACCGAGCCACGGACAGAGGUUUCUUACUGGACCAAUGAGGCCGAAGAGCUGCUCAAAGGGGCACUGGAGCCAGUGUACAGGGUCUCAAAGAAGCAAAAGACAGAACAUGAGGUCCAGUUUCAAAAGUCCGACAUGUGCUUCAUAUUGGAGCUGCCAAACUGUCUUCUCUCGGACCUUCUGAUGGAAGUGGUUCUCCAGGAAGGUGACAAAGCGUACUCAUCACUCACUCUAGUGUGUACCACCUUCAGAGACACAAUGUCCACUGUGUCUUUCAGAAGAGGGGCCCACUUUCGCUGGCUUGAGAGUGUUGCUACAUGGAGUUUGUUCUCUGCUUCAUACAAGCAGGAUUUCAACGUCAUGUACACCAUUGACACCUGCCGUGGAUGCUUGGAGCCUUACAAAAACUGCAAACCAGGAUAUGUUGGGAAAGGUAAAAGAGGAGAAUUGCAGGGCAUCUACUCUGAUGACCAACAUCCAGGCUAUUGCAGUCCCUUCUGCAACCAGAUAUCAUAGGUAAAGAUUAACUCACACAAACAAAUGUCAGAAUAGACUAAAUUGUCACUGCAAUUAAUGAAGAUCAUCCUUUGAUAUCUUACCUUCAAGUUUGGUUUUCCCGGACGCU